AUGGCCCGCCACAGGCACAAGGAGAACGACCUCCCUCACAUCCACCGCUACAUAACAACGCACAGCACCGACGGCGAAGCAGUAUUCGUUUCCCAUGCCCAGAUCCCGGACUACAUGCCCUCGAAGCCAGCAGGCGAAGACGGGGAGAUCGCCCUACUCUACGCGACAACAAGCGUCCCAGUCUCUAUCGACGACGAAGCCGAUAUCGCCAUGUACGACGAAUUCCUGCACCAAUCGCCCGGCCUUACGACCGAACAAGGGACUGUGUUUCGAAUGAUCGAUCUGCGCCCGGGAAAGAUGACCCCGAUGCAUCGGACGGUCAGUCUCGACUAUGGAAUUGUUCUCGACGGAGAAGUGGAUUUAAUUCUUGAUUCUGGGGCGAGUCGACUGCUUAGACGUGGCGACGUUUCUGUGCAGCGUGGGACGGCGCAUUCGUUUCGGAAUCGUAGCUCUACAGAGUGGGCGAGGCUGCUAUUUGUGUUUUUGCCCAUGCAGCAAAUUACGAUUAAAGGGAAGGAGCUCGGAGCUGAGGUUUAUGAUGAUUGGUAUGACAAGGCAAAUGACUAG
Messenger RNA from Penicillium argentinense, 567 nucleotides. Its product is annotated as cupin domain-containing protein. NCBI's taxonomy places the organism in Eukaryota, Fungi, Ascomycota, Eurotiomycetes, Eurotiales, Aspergillaceae. The record is from RefSeq and is a predicted model, not a curated record. The coding region runs from base 1 to 567 and encodes 188 amino acids. The transcript has a single exon.